Molecule: messenger RNA, 1992 nt
Organism: Nannizzia gypsea CBS 118893
Lineage: Eukaryota; Fungi; Ascomycota; Eurotiomycetes; Onygenales; Arthrodermataceae
Product: MrgA protein
Exons: 2
Coding region: 1-1992 (663 amino acids)
Biological process (GO): regulation of transcription by RNA polymerase II
Cellular component (GO): chromatin
Molecular function (GO): RNA polymerase II cis-regulatory region sequence-specific DNA binding; DNA-binding transcription factor activity, RNA polymerase II-specific
Source: RefSeq, a predicted model, not a curated record
AUGGACCCAGCCUGUGUUCCCCAACAGGCUCAGCCAUCAUUUUACUACUACAACCCAGAGCCAGAGUCACGCCACGGCCAGCAUGCCUUCUUCACUCCUCACCCAAACGAGUACUCCCAGAACCAGAUGAUGAUGGUGCAACCUCAGAUGCCACAGCAGUUCGCUCAGCACUCCCACAUGCAGCCACAGGUGCACCUUCACCCAUCUGACCAGCAGAACGGCGCUCAGUUCAGACCACUCAGUGCAAAGGAUUAUCUCUCGACUCCCAACGCAACACACAGCCCAUCGCCCUCUCCACAGCCGAUGCACAUCAAGCCUAGUGUUUUCCUUCAUGGCUCGCCCGCACUUCUGUCUUUGGACACAAACUGUGGCUGGGCUGAUGCAAACGGAUUUCCAUCUACUCCCCCACUGUCAACUUCUGGUAGCAGCAUCAGCAGCCCCCCAUCAAGCUGUGGAAUGACUAACACUCCCAUUGGCGGUGACUCUUUCCGCAUGGAAGGCAUUGAAGGUGUCAAAGAGGGCUGCGAGACAGACGUGGAACUCGAGCUCCUCGCCAACUCUCACUGGCACAGAUCUGCCUCUCCUGAGAUGACACCUUUGUAUGUUCGUCCGUUUUCGGUGCAUUCCAAUGCCAGUUUACCGCUUGCCGAGGCCAACCACCUUACCUCCAAUAGCGGCACUGAGAGCGGCUCUUCGCUUACCUCAUCAUCCUCUCGCUCGUCUUCUCGCUCUCCCAUCAUGACUUCCUCUUCCUCGCUUCUCCACGAGACGCCCACGACUUCGUUCUCUGCGCAGCAGCCCUCCAGCACCGACUUCUGUGACCCGCGCCAGCUCACUGUCGAAUGCCCAGUGCUUUCGCUCCCCGUUCCCGACUACCCGCCACUCCCACCACUCUCAACCGUUGACGAAGACAGGUCGCGGUCCACCCUUCUCAGCAGCUCGCUGAACUGUAAGCUAGAGCAGAGCCUCACCGUUCCUGGGCUGAGUCACGACGAUACUCUCGAGAGCCUGUCGGCCUUCGAUGCUAUCUCGGACCUUGAUUCUGAGGACGAAUUUGUCAACGGUAUCGUUAAUUUCACGCCACCCGACGACGGUUAUUUGCUUGGCGAGAAGCGUCGACGCGCUGCCAGCAACGCCAACAACGGCACCACCGCUACCACAUCCCAUGAAGAGGACGCUAUAAGCGAACAGGGCUUGGACGACUUAGAGGAGAGUGACUUGUUCGCCCGCUCUUGUAUCCCGCUCCCAGACUUCGACAGUGCUGAGCAGUGCCUCAUUGCCGACGACAUGAGGACAAAGAAGCGAGUAUCUGCCGUUGGUAGACGUAUCAGGCAAUUCCCUCUUGGACCUGAGGACAGCGAUGCUGACAGCCUGGGUGCCAUCAUGCGAAGUGCUCAGAGUAACGUGAACAACCGCGCCUCACACACCGACUCGUCUUCCACACAGGCACAGCAGCAAUCCGGAGCACCAAGCCAUGAAAGCUCGGAGACAAACCCACAGAGCACUACUUCUUCCGAGACCCCAGCUCCCACUCCAAUGGUCCCUGUCGGCCGCCGUGGCCGCAAACAGUCCCUAACUGAGGAUCCAUCCAAGACUUUCGUCUGCACCCUCUGCUCCCGCCGAUUCCGACGUCAAGAGCACCUCAAGCGUCACUAUCGCUCUCUUCACACUGAAGAUAAGCCAUUUGAGUGCCAGGACUGUGGUAAGAAGUUCUCCCGCAGUGACAAUCUUGCUCAACACACACGUACCCACGGUGGCUCCGGAAUGCCCAUGACCAUGUCCGAUCACCAUCCCGAGUCAUCUCCCUUUGAUGACCAGGACGCCGGAGCUCUAGGCGCCGUACUUUAUGAAGUUGCCCAAGCUGCCGCCAACAAGUCAACGACCAGUGAAUCUUCGGAUAGCGGCCUCUCCACCCGAGACAACCAGUCUUCUGCGCCUUUCACAACCCGAAAACGCCCACUCAAGAAGCGCAAGCGUGAAGCAUCCGAGUAA